This is a messenger RNA of Glarea lozoyensis ATCC 20868, 426 nucleotides long. RefSeq lists its product as uncharacterized. Lineage: Eukaryota; Fungi; Ascomycota; Leotiomycetes; Helotiales; Helotiaceae. The transcript is spliced from 5 exons. The record is from RefSeq and is a predicted model, not a curated record. Bases 1 to 426 code for a protein of 141 amino acids.
AUGUCUGCAACUGUCGGAAAAGUCGCAAGUGCCGCUAGCAAGGCCGCUAGCAGUGCUGCCAGUAAGGGACCAGCCGGAGCAGGACAGUUGCACAAAGGUGCAAAGAGGGAUCCUGAGCUUUAUGUCCUCCUAGGCGUUAUGUCUGGUGCAUUCGGUCUUGCUGGUUUCUACUUUGGCCGAAAGCCAACUUCUGCCACAUCCGAGGCCAAUGUCGCGAUGGCACCAAACUCUAUGCCAUGGCAGCGCGAGACGACCGAUGGGGAUGAGGCUAGAGCAGAUUUCAAAUACAGCUACCACCCAGCUGGAAACCCAAAGAACCCUCCAAAGGAUGCUCCAAGUGCUCUUCACUCAGUCAUUGUACCAAAAGUCAAUUUGCCAAAGGAGCUUCACGAGAAAUACAACAAGUGGGGUAAGGAUGGAUACUAG